Apis mellifera (honey bee) is the source of this 2059-nucleotide messenger RNA. RefSeq names its product calcium release-activated calcium channel protein 1. NCBI's taxonomy places the organism in Eukaryota, Metazoa, Arthropoda, Insecta, Hymenoptera, Apidae. Gene Ontology annotation, cellular component: membrane. Gene Ontology annotation, biological process: store-operated calcium entry. Gene Ontology annotation, molecular function: store-operated calcium channel activity. The coding region runs from base 398 to 1213 and encodes 271 amino acids. The transcript is spliced from 4 exons. The record is from RefSeq and is a predicted model, not a curated record.
AUAUUAUCUGUGAUGAAAAUAUUGACAAUCACUGGCAUUCAACUCGAUCGAUCUCUCGUUUUCGUACAUCUAGUUAUGGCGUAGGAUGAUAAGUGAUAUUGUACAGCUUAUGUAAUUUUUCGUCGAAUAAAUUCAAUAUUAUCAAUUUUAAAAUCCAUAUUCUGGUUAAUUAGCAUCGAGAAAGUGAUUCAUGUAAUUGUAAUUAUUUGGUUAAACUUGCAUCAAAGAAUGCAGUUUUGUUUCAAGCGAUACAUUAUCGGCGUUUUGUGCCGACAUAAAUUUCGACAAGAAAACAGAUCAUACGACAGAAUACAUUCAUCGAUAUUGAGGUUAAACAAAUUCUAUCGCUAUCAAAACCUUGUCAACGUUUGUCAAAGCCACACAAGAACCGAGCCUAAUGUCCAUAUGGUCGACAAGCACUGGACGCAAUUCAGUGUUUGGCGCGGAGGACGGAGCGGUACUCCCCUCCUCGCAUUUGCCGAUACACGUGGCGCGCACACAUCUGCGCAACAUUGACGGCCACUGCUUCCAUAAGCGGUUCCACGAGUGUCAGUCAAAGAUGUCACAAUCAGGAGAUGGCCUUCACACGCCGGGUUAUCUCUCUUGGAGAAAAUUACAACUCAGCCGAGCGAAACUUAAAGCGUCAAGCAAGACGUCUGCUCUACUUUCCGGUUUUGCUAUGGUAGCCAUGGUUGAAGUACAAUUGAAUUCCGAUACGAAAGUACCUUCAGAGAUGUUAAUUGCCUUCGCUGUAUGUACUACUUUGCUAGUCGCGGUUCAUAUGUUAGCUCUAAUGAUAUCAACGUGUAUUUUACCAAAUAUUGAAGCUGUAUGCAAUUUACAUAGUAUAAGUUUGGUACAUGAAUCACCACAUGAACGUUUACAUUGGUACAUCGAAGUAGCAUGGGCAUUUUCCACUUUAUUAGGACUUUUACUAUUCUUAUUGGAAAUUGCUAUACUUUGUUGGGUAAAGUUUUAUGACUUUUCACAAGUGGCCGCUUGGUCUGCUUGUAUCGUAUUAAUACCAGUACUAAUAAUUUUUCUUGCAUUCGCGAUACAUUUUUAUCGAAGUUUGGUAGCUCACAAAUAUGAAGUCACAGUAUCUGGUAUAAGAGAAUUGGAGUUACUUAAAGAACAAAUAGAAUCAACUGAUGUUGAGGGUAGGAAUGGUGUAAAUUUGUUACAAACCGCUGGCGUGACGCAUGUAGUUUGAAUAUAAGAGGCAUGAUUUAUGUUACUUUUAAAAUGUGAUAAUCUUUCAUAAUGGAGGAUGGUGAAUCUCUGCUCAGGCUGCAAUAUAAACUUAUACAUAUUAUAUAUAUUACAAUGCAAGAUAAAAAUUUAUUCAAAAAGUUUGGGAAAAUCCAAAAAUAAUUGUGUAUAUAACAAAUUUAUAUUAGAUGUGAUUUUUGAAUCACAUAAGAGAAUAUUCAAUACUUGAAAAACAUAAUAACUUUGAAAGAAAAUAACUAUUUCUUUCAAUAAGCGAUAUAAUGUAUUCUUCCCUAUAUUUAUCCACAUAGUGAUGAAUUUUACACGUACUGAAAAGUAAUUUUUGAUGAAAGAGUGUGCGCAUGAAAGCCAAACAUUCCUUUUCUCGCAUAGCGACUUAAUCUAUCAAAAUAACAGUAUGCAGUAAUAUUUAUCAUAUAAUUUUCUUUAGUUAUAAUUCAAAAAGCAACAAUUGCGAAUAUAAGUUUAUAUUUUUCAUUGACAAUGCGUGACUAACUCGCGUUGAAUGUACUUAUUAUUUCGUUUAAAAAUAUGCUUCCCGGUAUUAUUCACAAUUUUUACAAUUUUGUUCAUUUAAUUUAUUAUUUUAUAAUCUUAUAAGACGUCCCAUGCUCAAGUGACUUUCAAGUCUUUUACGCGGAGACAAAAUAAUUUCCUAUUUUAUUGUCUCUGUUGUAUUUAUACUUGGUUGUCAAGUUACUGCCGUCGCUGAAAGAGUGGUAAUUAUAUUGUACAUACUUUUUAUUGCGAACAAAUGAUUUGUUGAUAGAAAAAAUAUGCAAAAUUGAAGUACUUUUGCUACAAUAAAUUAUAUAAAUAACAUCGA